Messenger RNA from Miscanthus lutarioriparius, 1443 nucleotides. NCBI's taxonomy places the organism in Eukaryota, Viridiplantae, Streptophyta, Magnoliopsida, Poales, Poaceae. The record is from the annotation of a GenBank genome assembly.
AUGUCAAAGUCAUCGUCGUGGCCAAAGGCCAAGACGGUUGUAAAGAAAUGGCUCAACCUCAAGGACUCCGAGUUCCACUCCGACUGCAUCGAUGAGAGGUUUGGAGGAGAGACGAUGAGGAGGAGGAAGAGCUGCUCCGAUAGAGACGACCUGUCAGGUGGCUGGCUGGUGGAGGAGAGCUGUGACGACCUGCGGCGGCCGCCUCUUCCCCGCCCCCGGAUGUUCGUUGGGACAUGGAACGUAGGAGGGCGAGCGCCGCACGGAGGGCUGGAUCUCUCGGACUGGCUCACCGACGACGGUCCUGAUUCCUCCUAUCCUCACAUCUACGUCCUCGGGUUCCAGGAGAUCGUGCCGCUGAACGCCGGCAACGUGCUCGGCGCCGAGGACAAGGCCCCGGCGCGCAAGUGGCUGGACCUCAUCCGGCGAGCGCUGAACGGCCCUGCAUCCGACGACGCCACCUCCUCCUCCUCCUCGUCGAGCAGCAGAAGCCACAGGCCUCCCUCGGACACGCACCUGCUCCAGAAAGGCGGACGGGUGAGCUUCUCGGACCUGCUGGCGGCAGCGGAGGACGACAGCCGCAGCAGGCCGAGCACGGAGUCGUCGGAGCCGGCGGUCCGGCGGCACCGUGGCGGACGAUACCGCUACCGGCUGGCAGCCAGCAAGCAGAUGGUGGGCAUCUUGCUGUGCGUGUGGGUCCGCGCCGACCUCCUCCCCUGCGUCGCCGGCGUCAGGGCGUCGUGCGUCGGCAGGGGCGUCAUGGGCUACAUGGGCAAUAAGGGCUCCGUGUCCGUCAGCCUCUCGCUGCGCGGCGGCGCGUCUCUGUGCUUCGUGUGCACGCACCUCGCGUCGGGUGACAGGGACGGCGACGGCGAGCGGCGCAACGGCGACGUGGCCGAGAUCCUGAGGCGGACGAGGUUCGGGCGGCGGGACUCGCCGUCGCCGUGCAGGGCGGCGGCACCGAUGACCAUCUUGGAGCACGACAAGGUGAUAUGGCUGGGCGACCUCAACUACCGGCUGAUGGAGGGAGGAGGAGGCACGCGGGAGCUGGUAGAGCGGCACGAGUGGGCGGCGCUGCUGGAGCGGGACCAGCUGCGGGCGGAGCAAAAGGACGGCCGCGUGUUCGCCGGGUGGGAGGAAGGCCGCAUCGCGUUCCCGCCCACCUACAAGUACGUGGCCGGCUCCGACGCCUACGCCAUGCUGAGCAUCGCCAACUCCUCGUACUCCGCCGCCGCCGCCGACAGCUCCCGGUCCCGGGACAGGAAGAAGCGCACGCCGGCAUGGUGCGACCGCAUCCUGUGGCGCGGUGAGGGGAUGGAGCAGCGCUGGUACGCGCGCGGCGAGUCGCGGUUCUCCGACCACCGCCCCGUCGCCGCGCUCUUCUCCGCGCGCCUUGGCGGCGACGGCGGCGACAAGCCAGCGCCGGCGCACUCGUCCAGGUUCUGA